AACUUAUCAAUCAUAUUUCAUAUCAAUAUUUAAUUCAAGUCGGAUAUAUUUAAACAAUGAACAUAUUAGUGGAAGGCCUUUGAUCGAUAUAGAAUGAAAUACUAUAAAUAAUAUCCGAUAUUUCCGGGGCUGUAGAUAUGAUAUUCCCGGGGCUGUAGAUUGAAAUCGAGGCUUCUAAAAACUGAAAGUAAAAAUGAAAAUUGCUCUUCAAUUUAAAGCACGGUUGGAGUUUUUAACCAAUCUACGUCCAGAAGGAGAAGAUUUCAGGUGGUAUUUGAAACUGAAAUGUCUCAAUUGUGGAGAAGAAACCCCAGAGUUUACCUACCUUUCAUUGUUGGAGAAUUCCCCAUUAAAGGGAGGCAGGGGACAUGCUAGUUUGGUGCUGAAGUGUAAAUUGUGUGCAAGGGAGAAUUCCAUUGACAUUGUGAAAGAGAGCAUAGGGACUUACACAGCUGAGGAUUCUGAUUCUUCAAAACUUGUUAAGAUUGUCACGUUUGAUUGUAGGGGAGUAGAACCAACAGACUUUUCACCAAGGGCUGGAUGGACGGCAGAGGGGGCAGAGUCCGGGUCCAAGUUUUCUGAUAUCAAUCUCUUAGAAAAGGAAUGGUGCGACUAUGACGAGAAAGUAAAUGAAUCUGUGGGAAUUUAUGAUUGCAAACAUGCAUUUGUGACAGUCAAGUAAAAAGUAAACAUUUAGCCUUGUCUGGGGCAUAGAAAUGACAAUUCUGUGAUUUACCAUUCAAACAAUGGUUAUAUUUUCUAAAAGUAUACAAUGCAUUGAUACCUUUGUAGGAUGUUUAAAUCAUGUUAAAAUGUACUUAUUCUUCAUGUCAGUGUAAUGCUUGGUUAUGGGUGAACAGAUUAAAGGAAUUAAAAGGGAUGAAGAGUGUGAAUUGUUGGGAGAAUAUUUUUCAGGAUCAUGCCAAUGUUUCCCUCCCAAUUCUAAUUAUGUUUUCCGUUAAAAGAAUAAAGAUGUUCUGAUCAAAUAUAGAACCUAUUG
Messenger RNA from Owenia fusiformis, 1000 nucleotides. Lineage: Eukaryota; Metazoa; Annelida; Polychaeta; Sabellida; Oweniidae. The record is from the annotation of a GenBank genome assembly.